CUUUCCUUUAAGCAUCAUAUUCCCGAUUUGCUCACGACUGCUCACGUCUCCUUCUCUUGCGCCGAGUCUUGGAACACACGCAUCAGAACCAAACACGACUCUUCCUCUCGAAGGAUUCUCUCCGCACACCAUGUCCGCACCACAACCCCCCUUCCCCUCGCGACCCUACACAACAGCCCUCCACAACCGGCCCAGCACCUUCCAAACCCCCUUCUCAACCGCACAAAACCCCAACCCAGCAGGCAGCACAGCAGCAUCCAACGCCGCGGCCCCCAACCUCCCACAAACCACGCAACAAAAAGAAACCAUGCGCUUCGAGCGCGAGCGCGCCGAACGCGCGGACCGCGAACGCCGCGAAGCAGAGAACCGCAGCGCCUUUGAAGCGCUGAGCGAAGAGCAGCGGGAGGAAGUCAACGAGGCGUUCGCGCUGUUCGAUCUCGACAAGGAUGAGUACGUGGAUUACCAUGAGUUCAAAGUUGCGCUGAAGGCGCUGGGCUUCGAGGUGCCCAAGGGAGAGAUUCUGGGGUUAUUGCAGACGUACGGCGUGCCUGCUUCUUCUUUGCAACAGGGGGGGAAGCAGGCGGCGAUACAGCAGCAGCAGCAGGCACCCACAUUCUCUGGGCCUUCGCGCUUAUUGCUUUCCCAUGCGCAUUUCCUCGCUAUUGCUGCGCAGCGGAUUCUGGCGCGCGAUCCGCGCGAGGAGAUUCUCAGGGCUUUUGAUUUGUUUGAUGCGGAUGGGAAGGGCCGGAUUGAGUUGGAGGAUUUGCGGCGCGUGGCGAGGGAGUUGGGCGAGGGGUUGCAGGAGGAGGAGCUGGCGGCGAUGAUUGAGGAGUUUGAUGUGAGGGGGGAGGGGGGCAUUAGUCGGGAGGAGUUUGUGGGGAUAUGUCUUGGGUAGAUGGCGUAGAGUGGAGGGAGUCUGGUAUUGAUGUGCUUGGGGCGUCUUGUUUUGCUACUGGCAUAGGUUGGGCUCAUGAUGGUAACGUGCUUUUCUUGAUGCUUUUGAACAUAGCGCUGGGGUUGGGAGU
Neohortaea acidophila is the source of this 1025-nucleotide messenger RNA. RefSeq lists its product as uncharacterized. The record is from RefSeq and is a predicted model, not a curated record. The transcript has a single exon. The coding region runs from base 131 to 895 and encodes 254 amino acids. Gene Ontology annotation, molecular function: calcium ion binding; microtubule binding. NCBI's taxonomy places the organism in Eukaryota, Fungi, Ascomycota, Dothideomycetes, Mycosphaerellales, Teratosphaeriaceae. Gene Ontology annotation, cellular component: half bridge of spindle pole body; mitotic spindle pole body. Gene Ontology annotation, biological process: spindle pole body duplication.